Molecule: messenger RNA, 4110 nt
Organism: Osmerus eperlanus (European smelt)
Lineage: Eukaryota; Metazoa; Chordata; Actinopteri; Osmeriformes; Osmeridae
Gene: pias4a
Product: protein inhibitor of activated STAT, 4a
Exons: 11
Coding region: 113-1618 (501 amino acids)
Biological process (GO): regulation of transcription by RNA polymerase II; protein sumoylation
Cellular component (GO): chromatin
Molecular function (GO): transcription coregulator activity; zinc ion binding; SUMO ligase activity
Source: RefSeq, a predicted model, not a curated record
UCCAGGCCGCGUUCUGAUUGGCGGCUGAGAACCGUCGACUAGCGACUCCGCUGCCUCUCAUUGGUGAAGUACUUGCCUUCGGCUCUGGCUCUCGCGGGGCUGCUGUACGAAGAUGGCGGCCGAACUGGUGGAAGCGAUGAACAUGGUGAAGAGUUUCCGGGUGUCAGACCUCCAGACCCUGCUGGCCUCCAUGGGGCGCAGCAAGAGUGGCCUGAAGCAGGACCUGGUGGGCCGGGCCCUGCGUCUGGUCCAGACCGAGUACAGCCCCGAGCUCCUCAAGAACAUCCGCCAGCUGUAUGAGUCACGCUUCCCAAAGGCGUCCGGUUGGCUGGCGGCCCGCCGCCCGGAGGGAGGGGUCCCGGUGGCGUACUCGUCGCUAAGCUCCUCCCCCACCGCCAGCUCUCAGGGCGCUGACUACCUCAAUGGUGGCCUGGCAAAGGCCUCCCCCACGCCUGUGCCCGAGGUCAAGCUGGUGUCUCUGCCCUUCUACCAGACCAUGGAGACCCUGCUGCACCCCACAGAGCUGGUUGCCCAGAACAACGAGAAGCUGCAGGACAGCCAGUGUGUCUUUGAGCUGACGCAGAGCCAGGUGGAGCAGGUCCGCACCUCCAGCGAGCUUCGUCCUGGAAUCAAAUCAAUCCAGGUUGUACUCAGAAUCUGUUACACAGACUCCAAUGGUCUGCAGGAAGAUCAGUAUCCUCCAAACAUCGCCGUCAAGGUGAACCAGUCCUACUGUCAUGUACCGGGUUACUACCCGUCUAACAAGCCCGGCGUGGAGCCUCGUCGGCCCUGCCGCCCCGUCAACGUCACGCCCUGGCUCCACCUCUCCACCGCCACCAACAGAAUCACCGUCACGUGGGGCAACUUCGGCAAGAGGUACUCGGUAGCGGUGUACCUGGUCAGAGUGUUCACCUCAGCAGAGCUCUUCAGCCAGCUCAAACUGUGCUCCGUGGAGACAGCCCAGCGCUGCCGCGAACGCAUUCAGGACAAGCUCCGCUUCGACCCAGAGAGUGAGAUUGCCACCACAGGCCUCAGAGUGUCCCUAAUCUGCCCGCUGGUGAAGAUGCGCCUGGGCGUGCCCUGCAGGGUGCUGACCUGCGCCCACCUGCAGUGCUUCGACGCCGUCUUCUUCCUGCAGAUGAACGAGAAGAAGCCCACGUGGACCUGUCCCGUGUGCGACAAGCCCGCCCCCUUCGAACUGCUCACCAUCGACGGUCUUCUGUCCGAGAUCCUGAAAGAGACUCCCGAGGACAUAGAGGAGAUCGAGUACUUGACUGACGGCUCGUGGCGACCAAUCAGAGACGAGAAGGAGAGGGACCGGGACAGAGAGAGCAGCAACACACCAGAUUACCCCGUGGUGGACAUCUGUGUUCCAGAGGCCAACGGCCACUCCCCUGCCCACAGCAGCACCAGUCAGACGGGGAAGUCCGGGGGGGCGGGGUCCACGGGGGCGGGGUCAGGGGCCGGGGGAGGAGCCGUGGUGGAUCUGACGCUGGAUUCGUCGUCUGAGGAGGAAGGGGGCGGCGCCGACAGCGAGGACACGGAGGACAGCGCCGACAGCCCCCAGCCCAAACGAGGUCGCUAUGACUACGACAAGGAUCUGGUCACGGCCUACUGAUUGGCUGGCUGGAUGGACACGGACUGAUGGCGCAAGAGGGAGAGGGAGGGGAAAGGAGGGGCAGGGGGGGGGGGUUAUGAUAGACCCGAGGAGAGGAAUCAAUUUGUCCCCCCUGCCCCCCCCACACACACACACACACACACCUCUCCGAGAGGGACAUACUGCACGCCCAGAUUGACAUACACACACACACACACUUAUGGCCCACCCUCGCCCCCUUCAACACUAUACGCAUCUUAAAGACUAUUGAGCAGAUCACCCUCCUCCUCCUCCACCCUGAGACCUCCAGGCCCCAGACCACUUCCUGUCCAGGCCCCAGACCACUUCCUGUCCUCGUCUCCCUCCUUUCUUGACGCCUGUCGGGAUUUGCAAGCGAUGGCCGAGUGUGUGGGGGAGGCCACCUCCUUCAUUCAGUCAUGAGGUCAACAGGUCAGGCACCCACAACAACCAGGAAGGAACAUGAAGAAUUCUUUUUCUUUUUUUUUUUGCUGACUUUUAUGGGACUUGAUGCAAAUACCCCCGUCCCCCCUCCACCCCCCUUCUCCUGUGGUCCUGGUGUGUUUCUGAUUGAAGAUGAAGCAUUUUAAGCAGGGCAUCUGGGGGGGCGGGGGGGGGGGGGGUUGUUUGGUUUAUUCCCCAGCUCAACCCCAUCUUCAUUAGUCAAAUGACAACCUACCUCAGCCAAUCGCAGCAGACCUGACCACAGUGUAGCUGACACCCGGGUGGAGAGAAGGGGGUCACGGGAAAAGUAGUUUUUAUUUAGCUAAGUCAACACUGGAGAGACUAGAUGAUGAUGAUGUUAUAAUGAUCUUUCUUGUGCUAUCACUUCACGCCAUCUCCUUAGGCUGUGUGUGUGUGUGUGUGCCACAUUACAUCCUGGCACUCGACAGAUGACCUUGGUCAGAAAGACAGGCAGGCAGACAUUGUGAAGUGAUUUUCAUUUAUUUUCAUCUGCUCCCGUAGUCCUCGUUUGCCCAGAGACUCAGAACUGGGCGGGGGGGGAGGGGGGGGGAGCAGGUACUGGUUCCUUGGCCGGUACCACACAGAUCUCUAGUCGGCGGUGCUGGCCUGAUCCCCGUCACUAACCCAUCUCUUAAGCCCCGCCCUUCCCGAUACCCCCAUCUGAGGAGAAAGACUAGUUGCUUGUCCUCCCUUUUAAACCUCCUUCCAUCCUCCUUUUUAGUUUGCUGUGAGUGUUUUGGCCCCAGCUCUCGUCUCUGACGACAGAGGAAUGAUUUGAAUAUGGAUUCAAGGAAACAACCGGUUCCAAUGUUGCGGAUGGUUCCAGAAGCCAGGCUUGUUGGGAGAGACCCCCCUCCAAUCUGGAGCGCAGUCAGAGCUGAGAUGGGCAGGUUUGGCUGCCGUUUUAUUUUGAAGUUUUUAGGUUGUGGAGGCUGGAUCCUGCGUCACCGUUUGGCUUGUUGAGCUGGUCUACACAGGAAGUACGAAACAGGAAGUGGUGUUUUGUAGUUUUAUGUUGUUUAUGGGGUGUUGAUGCUGUGUUGUAGUUCUCUGUAGAGGACUACAGGAAGGGGGGGGGGGGUCACAGCGUGAGAUGACUGACUGGAUCUCGCUCUCGUAUUUAUUAACAACUUCUCUUCCUUUUGCUUUAUUCAUUCGUUGCGAGCAUCGCUGUUGUCGUUUUCCUGGCUGACGGUUAGUUUGGUUUUGAGUGUUCGAAUUCUGAGAUGAGAGAAGCUGCAGAUGGCCACUUUCUGUCUCGUUAAGACCGCCGAAUCAGAUCUGCUGUCUCGUUAAGACCGACGAAUCAGAUCUGCCGGGCUCCUCUCCGACUACUUCCUUCUGUAAACUCGAAUCCCCCCAGAACUGUACCUCAACAGAUGGUUGACGAUUUUUCUUUUCAAGGUGAGAACGGGAGCUUUUGAGCUCUGAAGGUUUCGGGGUGUCGUCAGGGUAAUUGUGUCUUUGGUGUUUCUCUUGAAAUCUCGAGUUUGCAGACGGACGUGCAGAUGGGUCGAGUAGCGCAGCAGAACGUCCUGAACCAAUAAGAAUGUCUUUCAAAGCCUCAGGAGGCUGGUCGCUCGGGUACUCUGUAAACCCAAGUGACAUAUCUACCUGCCUCUGAUAGAAUUGCCACCUUCCUAUUUCUAGCCAAACACACACUUGAACCAGAUUCUCCUCUUCGUUUCCAAGUAUGUACUUUCACACAGCAUUACUGUUCCCCCCCCCCCCCCCCCCCCCCCCCCCAUGCACCCAACCUGAAUUUUCCCAAUUUUAAGAAAGUUAAUGUUGAGCUGGUUCCUGUGGAUCUGAGCCAGAUGGAUUGAGUUCAGGGGUCUGAAGUUGCAAGGUCAAAGGUGAGGACCGUAUGUAGUGAGGUUGUGGUAGUGUGACAUCCCUUCUUGUAAUAAUGCUUAAGGUAGAAUGGACAGAGGCUUGCAAUCCAAGAUGUAAAUGUUUUUUUUGUUUUCUUUUUGGUUUGUGUCUUUUUUAUAUGUUCAUAUUAAAAGACAAUAAAAUUUAAAAUAAUA